UGUUCUGUUCUUUUCCUGUUCUUCAAAAAGCUUCCCUCACUGCCACUAAAGUCUACCCAUUUGCUAAUCUCUUCUACACAGUCCAAAAUCAAAGAAAAGUCUUCACUUUGACCAACAAUGGCUGAAAAAGAUGAUGGUUUGGGAUUGGGGUUGAGUUUGAGAUGGGGAGAAAAUGAUGAUAAUAACAUGAAUGAACAACACCCUUUCAUCAUGCACAAACCUCCUCAUCCUGUUCCAAACCAAAGGGCUUCUUCUUUCAAUAGUUUGUUCCAUUUCCAUGGUGCGUCUCAUGUGACCAAUCGAAGCUCUGAGCCACCACCGUUCUUCUUUGGAAUAGACGUGAACUUGCCACCACCACCAUCGGUGGCACCAUGCUACGAGGAGAACGGUGUGUCUUCGCCAAACAGUGCAGUUUCGAGCAUCAGCGGGAAGAGGAGCGAAAGAGAGGAGAAUGAGAGGGGGUCAUGUUCUCGAGGCGGAAGUGAAGAUGAUGACGGCGGAGGAUGCGGUGGUGAUGCCGAUGGCGACACAUCGAGGAAGAAGCUCAGGUUGUUGAAAGAACAGGCCUUGGUGCUUGAAGAAACAUUCAAGGAACACAACACUCUGAAUCCUAAACAAAAGCAAGCUUUGGCAAAGCAGUUGAAUCUGAAUCCUAGACAGGUUGAAGUGUGGUUUCAAAACAGAAGAGCAAGGACCAAGCUGAAGCAGACUGAAGUGGAUUGUGAAUACUUAAAGAGGUGCUAUGAGAAUCUAACGGAGGACAAUAGGAGGCUACAGAAGGAAGUACAAGAGCUAAGAGCAUUGAAGUUUUCCCCACAGCUCUACACGCACAUGAACCCUCCAACCACUCUUACAAUGUGCCCUUCCUGUGAGCGUGUUGCUGUCUCAUCUGCAUCCUCCUCAUCGGCCGCCAUGCCUUCUGUGCCGCCUCCAAGCAAUCACAACCCAUUAGGCCCUACCAUCCGGCGGCCGGUGCCUGUCAACCCUUGGGCGGCGAUGUCAAUUCAGCACCGUCCCCCACCAUAAUUUAUGACUCCUGGCUGUGGUGGUAGGGUAAAGAUCAGGAUUGAUGCUAAGACAUUUUUAGGUGGUAGACAGAAAUGAAUCAACAAAAUAGAUGUUAGAUGUUGGUUACUUGCUAGGUAUUGAGGUUGGGAAAUUCUAUUUGCUCCCUUAUUUUUUUGUUGCACUUUCCUUUCUUAUUUAUAUUCCAAAAAUUAAUUUCUAGAAUGCACAAUACUGUUCUAGAAAUUAGUUUUUGUAUUGUAUAAAUACAAUUUUGAAAAUACAUUCCAAAAACUAAUUUCCAGAAUGUAAAAAAAGGUGGGAAUUGUAAAGAGGAAAAAGGUAAGCAAAUGGAAUUAUCAUGGUUUUGGUUA
Vigna angularis (adzuki bean) is the source of this 1379-nucleotide messenger RNA. Its product is annotated as homeobox-leucine zipper protein HAT3. The record is from RefSeq and is a predicted model, not a curated record. Gene Ontology annotation, molecular function: sequence-specific DNA binding; DNA-binding transcription factor activity, RNA polymerase II-specific. Lineage: Eukaryota; Viridiplantae; Streptophyta; Magnoliopsida; Fabales; Fabaceae. The transcript is spliced from 4 exons. Bases 118 to 1026 code for a protein of 302 amino acids. Gene Ontology annotation, biological process: regulation of DNA-templated transcription. Gene Ontology annotation, cellular component: nucleus.